This is a messenger RNA of Linum tenue, 785 nucleotides long. Lineage: Eukaryota; Viridiplantae; Streptophyta; Magnoliopsida; Malpighiales; Linaceae. The record is from the annotation of a GenBank genome assembly.
CCUAAAUCCCUCUCCAACUCAAAAUCUUAGAAAUUGAUUGAACCUCCCCCUACACAAAGUCAUUGUAAGAACUCCAAUACUAAUUACUCAAUUCAUAAUUGGAUAAAAGAAUGGGUUUAGAAGAUGAAAAUUGUGGGAUUAGUGUCACAAGGAGAUCAUCAUCCUCACCAUCUAAUGACACUAGGAGAAGAGCCACAUCAUUAUCUCAAUCUUCUUCUCCUUCUCUAUUAAUGACCUAUUCCAUAAUUGUUAUUUUCUUGAUUAAUCUCAUCACCAUUCCUUGCAAUGGAGAUGUUAGUAGCCAACAACAGCAACCAAAGGCUCUGUUGACAAAGAUGGCAAGCGACACCGUUUCAGUGUUGAAGGAAUCAUAUCGAAGCUCAUGGGACAAAGUUAAAACCGUCAUCCGCGACAUACAAUUGCAGUUUUCGUCCCCUAAUUUAGAUUUUAGAAGUGAGGACCCAAAAGUUGGGAGAGAAGCAACGAAAGACAGGGUGAUAGGAGCCGUGGAGAAAAGCGUAGAAGUCGGCGAGUACGCUGCCGAAGAAACGGCCGAAGCCGCUGCUAAGGUUGUCGAGACCACCGUGCAAAUGACGACUAACAAGGUCAAGGGAAAGAAAUCCAACCACGAAGAGCUUUAAUGUUUUUAAUGCAACUGACAAAUAUAUUGUAAAAUUUUCAUUGUAUACUCGAGAGUAAGAAAGAAAAUUCGAAUUUAAUUUUGUACCAUAUCAGACGAGAUCGAAUCCAACUAUGUCUUCUCUCGUAUUCCACUCAACCAUGGC